Fonticula alba is the source of this 3479-nucleotide messenger RNA. RefSeq lists its product as hypothetical. NCBI's taxonomy places the organism in Eukaryota, Rotosphaerida, Fonticulaceae. Gene Ontology annotation, molecular function: protein binding. The transcript has 6 exons. The record is from RefSeq and is a predicted model, not a curated record. The coding region runs from base 1 to 3327 and encodes 1108 amino acids.
AUGCCCCUUCGCAUGGGGAGCCCCCCUCGCCUCGCGGCCCCGCUGACGGCCCGAGCCAGCUCCAAGAACCCCUCGCCGGUGUAUGUGCUCGGCGGAAUGGCCCUCUUUGAGCCGUACGGCGUGGUCAUGGUCCAGCUGGCCGAGGCCCUGCCCCUGUCCCCCUCGGCCGGCAAGCAGCAGGACACGCCCGCGAGCGUGGCGAUCUCCAUCCCCCGGCGGCGGACCCUGCUGCUGCCCCUGCCGGACCAGCUGUCCCUGCAUCCGACCGGGUCCCCGCGCCUGCCGGGCGAUGGAGGCGCCAGUGCCGCGCCGGUCGGGAGCCCGGUUUCUCCGACGGCCCCCGGCCCGACCACGCCCUUUUCCAACGCCCGGACCAUGAUGGUGAUGUAUGGCACGCCGCAUCGGGAUGUGGCCGAGCAGCCCACCUCCUUGGUGGUUUUGGCCCCCGGCCAUGGGGGCCUCCUGCUGGCGGCCAUCCCGGAGCCGGGGCAGAAGCCUUCGCCGGAUGACCCGGUCGCGCUGCCCCCGGGCCUGGGCACGAGCUCGGCCCCGGGCCCGCGGGCCGCCGAUGCCCCCGCCACCCCGGGCAAAAAGACCCCCGGCCAGAAGCUCGGGCUGGAUCGGCUUUUCAGCCCGGGGCGCGCCGCACGGCCGGCCGAUGCCCCGGCCCCCGAAGCCGGGGCCCCGGUCGCCACCGCGCCCAGCCCCUGCCAGUCACAGCCGCCGGCCCCGCCGGCCCAUUUGACAACCGGACAUGUGCGGGCCCUGCUGCCACAGCCGAUCGGCGCGCCGGGCUUCACGCAGCCCCCCUGCACGGCCCUGGCCCCGGCCAUGUGCACCUGGAGCCGGCCGGUGGCUCGAGAGUUGGAGACUUGGGCCGCGGCCCUGGGCCUGGCCGACCCGGGGUCCACCUCGGCCGCCACCACGGCCGAGGCGGUGCGCCGGUGGCGGGUCCCCGGCGGCAGUGCCACCUCCCCCCAGGCACAUGUCCACCCCGGCGGCGAGGCGUCCGGCCCGCCGCAGCCGCCAGCAUCGGAGCCGCCAUCCGAGAAGAAAAAGCGCCCCGGCUUCGCCGGCCUCCGGGUCAAGACGUCGAAGACCGAGCGCACGGCGCCCGACACCGCCCCGACGCCCGCCGCCGGCACGACAUCCGUCGGGUCGGCGGCCUUGCAAUCCCUGCGCGGGGCGCUGGCGCACUUUUCCGGCCCCGACACGCCGCUCUUUGGCGGGACGCGCACCUUCACUCCGGGCGAAUUCUCCAAGGCCACCUUCCUGUGCACCGGGCACGAGGAGGGAAUCGUCCGCGUGUGGGAGGAGGCCCCCAGCUUCCUGCGCCAUGUGGCCACCAUCCCCCUGCGGCUGGUCAUGCACCUCCUACCGGCCGGGGUGGCCUCCUGGGGCGCGUCCAGCGCGGCGGUCAGUGCCGUGGCCAUGUGCACCUGGUCCGAGGAUCCGGCCUUCCCCACGGCCGGCGCCUCGCACCAGUAUGUGGCAGCCGCCACGCGGGCAGGGCAGAUCUUCCUGUUCGAGGUGGGAUCCCCCGAUCCGGGCCCGGGGCUGGGCCUGACCCUUGGGCAUCAGUGCGCCUUCCGCCUAGCGUUUGUCGCCUGCCCGGCGCCCGGCGGCCGGGGCUACUCGUUCGCCCGCCAGUUGGACAAUGAAACGGUCUUCUUCGGUGGCCGGGAUGGCCACUGCACGAUCCUUCGCUUGCGCGACAUGACCAGCCGAACAGUGGACCUUUUCGCGGCUCCGGCUCCGGCCCCGGCCGGAGGGUCGACCGGCGCGGCAGACGCAGCCCCCCCGGCGCGGCCGGUCGCCCCGCGCCGCCUCAACGAGGUGACCACAGUCGAAUCGCUCACCUUCGGACAGGAGCCCACCGGCCCGGCCUCGGGGAAGAUCGCCUUCAUCGGCUUGGCGGAUGGCACGCUCGUGGCCGUGGACAUUGAUGCGGCUCAAGUUGUGCCGCACAUCGCCCGUACGGCCAAGAAGCCCAGCCGGACACUGGCCAUCGCAGGGUUCGACGCCGCCUGGACAUGGCGCUCGGACUCGGCCCCGCCGCCGGCCAGCCCCCCUGGCGGCCAUGCGGGCACCGCCGCCGCCGCCGCCGCCGCCGCCGCCGCCGCCGCCGCCACCACCACCACCCCGGGCGUGGGUUCCCCAUCAUCGGCAGCGCCCUUCCCCUUCGACUUGACCAACCCCCGAGCCAAUCCACGAGGCACCUACCCGCUGGUGGUGCUGUCUGCGUCGCACUGGCGCGUGUACUCCAUGCCCACGUGCGCCUAUCUGAACAAGCACUCGCCCGAUACGCGCAUCUGUGCGGCGGCCUUCCGCCAAUUGGGCGGCCAGUGCUUUGUCGUGGCCCUGGCGGCCUGCCUGCGCGAGGAGCAAGUCCCCGGCUCCGGGGCCGGAGCCCCGGCAUGCCAGUGCCUGGUGGACCAUGAUGCCGCGCAGGGCCAGCUGGCAGCGAUUGCCCGAGCACAGGGGAACCACUCCCGGUCGGCCCCGACGCCGGCCGGGCCCCGCAUGCAGGCCCUCACCACGGCCCCGCAUGGCGCCCUUGUUGUCUACAGUCUGCCCACCUUCAAGAUUGCCUGCCACCAACUGCUGCCCUUCUCGGUACUCGAGGCGCGCAUCUGCACGCCGCCCAUCGGAGAUGAUGACCUGCUGAUCUUGACCGCCCCGGGCGGGGAGCUCAUUCGCCUGUCGCUGUUCGGCGGAUCCGGCGACCCGGCGGUCGACCUGGCCCCGGGGAGCGGGUUUUGCUUUGAGCCCGGCGGCCAGGCGGCGGCCAUCCCGCCGGCCCUCAGCCGGAAGUCCCUCGUCACGCCACGCAUGGCCGGGCAAUCUUUCGAAGUGCGUCCCGGGGUGGCAACCUCGGCCGGGCAGUGGGCCGCCGACCGGCGCCUGGUGGCCGGGGUGACGGCGCGCUUCCGCGGCAUGGCCCGCAUGGCGGCCACCUCGGCCGAAGCCGUGGCCGACGGCUUGCGCGGGGCCGGCACCGCCGUCGGCGACACCAUCAGCCAGGGAACCAGCCGAUCGGGGGCCAUGUCGCGAUCCUCCUCCCAGGGCCGGCUGUCGGACUACUUCGACAGCGAUGACGAUGACGAUGACGAUGACGAUGACGACGAUGGCCGGGCGCCCGGGCAGGCAGGGGCGAAUGGUGGCGCCGCCGGGGCCGAGCCUGGCACGGCGGCGGGGUCGGCCGGCGGCAAGGGCGGCUGGCGUCGGAAGAUUGGCCUCCGGUCGCCGGGGAGUGGAAAGAAGCACACGAGUGACGCCCAGUCGGAGGGCGGCCGCUCCGAGGGCAGUCGCCACUCCCUGUCAUGAAAGGGGCGCUCUGCCGCGCCGGGCCGAGGUGGCGGGGCCGGCAGCGCUCGCCCGCUCUCCAGGAAGGACCUUAGUCAAGGCGUCUUUCCUCGCGCCCCGCUCCCCUCAAUCUAGGAGCCGCCGGAAGAAAAAAUAGACAAACAAAGGACAAG